UUCGACUCGUGCCGGGUUGCGAGCCGCACACACGGUUCGCUGAUCGUCGACCUCGACCGAGGGAAGGUGAAGAGAGAUAGAGAGAGAGAGUUCCGAAGGGAGAGUCGCGCGACGUGAGAGCGCGCGAUUUUUGUGACCACUCAGUCCGCUCAGGCCGAUAGAUUGCAGUUGUUCGUCCGUGCGUUCGCGAAUCUCUAAGAAGUUCGGCGGUUCACACUCGGCGCUCCGUGUACUCGUGACUUAGCUCGUCGCGGCCAGGGGACUUGUUCCGCGUUGCCGUCGUGAGCGGAAGAGGAGAGCGGAGAGACGAAUCACUCUCUCUCUCCCUUUCGUUCCGUCGCUCGACCCGACGGCGAAGAAUGAUCCGAGUCGGCCAGAAGGAACGCUGAGGACUCAAUCCGGGGGUGAAGAGGACAUAAGCCGUGUGAGGCAACAGCGAAGCCGCAGUGAUUUAUACGCCGCGAUCAUAAGUUUCCUCGCAGCCGGGAAAAGGGGAGAAGAGAGAGAAAGAGAGAGGCAGUGUAUGAAGGUGUAGUGUGUACGUACGUACGUGUGCUCUACGGUAUGACCAGCCACGAGUGAGGCCCCCGGUACCCCGACAUCCAUUCUCGCGGAAGCGCCACGAACACGUGCCAUUCCGGAAAGAUGAUACGCGACUACCUGAUACUGCUCUCGUGGCUGUGCGCUGUGCAGGGGAAGAUAGGCUAUUUCUGGCAUAUCACCGACAUCCAUUACGACCCGAAGUAUUCCACGCAAGGAAACACCGCCACCAUGUGUUGGAACACGAAAACCGCCGACAGCGGACGGAUAAGGCUCGACAGGAAACUGGCGGGCGAGUUCGGCGACUACAACUGCGACUCGCCUUGGGCCCUCAUCGAAUCGGCGGCGCGAGCUAUGAGAUCGAAGCACGGCGAGGGUAUCGAGUUCGUCCUGUGGACGGGUGACGCGCUGACGCGCACCGCCGGCAUGAGCGUCGAGCUGCGUCUGCAGUGUUUGCGGAAUCUGACCGAUCUGUUGUCCCGCACGUUCAAGGGACAAUUCGUGUUCCCGGCGCUCGGCCACGAGGACAUCGGCGUCAGCUACACGCAGCUCGCGGUUCUUUGGCAGCAGUGGCUACCGCCCGAGGCGCUCGACACCUUCGAGAAGGCCGGCUACUAUACGAUCGAGCAGCGCUCGAAAAAGUAUCGGAUCGUCUUCCUUAAUACGAAUUUGUGGCUGAAUCCGGUCGACAGCCGUAUGCUGCAUCGCGCCGGUAGCACCACGGUCGAUAACACGCAGGAUCCCUUCGGCCAGUGGUCCUGGUUCCAGUCGGUGCUCGAGAAUGCGCGGAAGAAGAAGGAGACGGUGUACAUAGUCGGCCACACACCGCCAGGGGUGGACGACCAUGAAAGCGGCGCCGCGGCGCUCAACGAGAGGCACAACACGAGGUAUCUGCAGAUGGUGCGACUCUACUCGGACAUCAUCCGGGGACAGUUCUUCGGACAUUGGCAUUCGGACACGUUUCGCGUCGUCUACAGCGACACAGGUCUGCCCGUAUCUUGGAUAAUGAUGGCACCCAGUGUAACGCCCAGCUCCGUCGGCGGGCCCAACAACCCGGGUUUGCGACUGUACAAGUUCGAGACCAACACUGGACAGAUUCUGGAUUACACGCAGUACUAUCUUAAUCUGCCUGAAGCAAAUUCAAUCGGCAAAGCGAACUGGGUGAUCGAGUACUCGCUGCUUGACUAUUAUGAGCUGCAGGAGAUCUCGGCGAUCACUCUUCACGAUCUGGCGGAUCGAUUUACGCAAUCGAACGAUUACGCAUUCGUCAGGUAUUAUGCAGCCAACACGGUCUCGCUGCCGCGCGAGGUGGAGCAAAUCUGGGGCUGCGGCGGCCCCCUCAACGGCGUCUGUGCGCUGCAUCAUUACUGCACCGUGACGAGGCUCAAUCCCGAGUCUUACAGGGAGUGCUAUUCUUCCUACGCUUACGCGCUGUCGUCCACGGGACACUCCACCAUGCGUCCCUACCUCGUGCUGCAGCUGCUGGCCCUGCUGACCUGCGCCGAGGUCCUGAACGACCGGUAGGAUGAGCGUGACGAGAGAAUGCUCGAUCACGCGGGCCGCGCGCCGGCUCGCUCUUCACAACGGGGUCCGGUGUCUUCUCCCUGGCGAGGGUCCGAUCGGGAUUGGGAUCGCGGUGGCACAUCGCCGAUCCGCGGCCACCGCCUGCAGUGGAUUGGAUCGCGGUCUAGGAGUUAAGGUCCACGAGUAAAGAAACAGGCGAGCGCGAGUCUAGCGAUAUCUACGGCGUUUGUACGCCGCCCACGGUGUGUCAUCUACUUUGUCUAUGUCUCUGUCGUGUCUCCGUCUUCUCCUUGUCGCGCCACCGAGAUUGUUCAGGCGCGUCGCUCGUUCCGUCGUCUUUGGUGUGUGUUUUGCGUAUAUUCGACCGCGCGUGUGCCCGCGCCGGCGUUCACAAAAGCGAGGCUGCGAGGAAGUCCGAAUGCCCCGGCGGGUGGACGCGCAAGUAUGCGGAUGCUCCAAGUACUGCCAACGUGUGGACGUCACCGCAGCGUUGGCCCCAACGGCUAACGUUCGAGUGGCGUCGGCCGCUAUGUUUAUCCGAACAAUCGGAACACACGCGCAUAUAUGUAACACGCCACGCACACGCCAUGCGGAUCAUUGGGGAUCCGAGUAAUUCGGGUUGUAUUGUGUGUCCAAUUAAUUCGUCGUAUCGCGAAAUAGAGUAACUCGAUACGGGUCUGGUCUCUUCUCUCUCUCUCUCUCCCUCUCUCUCUCUCUCUCUCUCUCUCUCUCUC
Messenger RNA from Odontomachus brunneus, 2798 nucleotides. RefSeq names its product acid sphingomyelinase-like phosphodiesterase 3a. Gene Ontology annotation, molecular function: hydrolase activity. The coding region runs from base 646 to 2064 and encodes 472 amino acids. The record is from RefSeq and is a predicted model, not a curated record. The transcript has 11 exons. NCBI's taxonomy places the organism in Eukaryota, Metazoa, Arthropoda, Insecta, Hymenoptera, Formicidae.